AGUUCGCAGUUAGCAUUUUGCCAGUUCAAAUGCUGCCGGCGGUCGGAAGAGUUGAUAGCUGAUCGAGCGCAACGUCCGCGAUUCAUUUUCAUUCAAGCACGUUGUUUGUCCCGGAUUCUCCUCCGUCUUCGCGAUCCGUAACUAUCAGUGUUCAGUCUUCACUCCCUCGGAAGAUGAAGAAUUGCUAAAAGGCCAUAUCACAAGAACUACCAUUUAAUAUUCACUAAUAAGGUCAACAAUAAAUAGCAAACAUGGCUGUGGAUUAUGUGUUGGAGGAGCUCAUGGGAAAACUAGGGGACUUUGGCAAGUACCAGUUCCUGCAGUUCUUCCUGCAGGUCCUCUCCGGCUUGACCGCUGGCAUGCACAUGCUGUCGCUGGUGACGGUGGCCGCGGUUCCCGAGCACCGAUGCUUCAUCGAGGGCGUCGACAACAGCAGCUUGUCGGUGACCCCCUGGAACUCGAGCGACAUUCUGGCCGCCAUUCCUCUCAAGCCAAGUGGUGAGCUGGAGUCCUGCUUCAUGUACGAUCCCGCCGAUCGGGCCUCCAAUGCCACUGUUCGCUGCACACGUUACGUAUACGACACGACGUACUACAAGACCUCGCGCACCAUCGACUGGAACUUCGUGUGCGAUCGCCUCUGGAUGGGCUCCAUUGUGCAGACCGUGUUUAUGUUGGGUGUGUUCACCGGCGCCGUCACCCUUGGCGGACUCGCCGAUAAAGUGGGCCGGAAGACCGUGUUCUGCUGGUCGGCUCUCUUUCAACUGAUCAUCGGCGUGGGCGUGGCCUUCAUCCCCGAGUACUUCUCCUUCAUGGUGGCCCGCUACCUGCUGGGAAUCGUGGGAUCCGCCGGCGCCUACAUCUGCGGAUUUGUGUUAACCAUGGAGUUGGUGGGACCCUCCAAGCGAACUGUGUGCGGCAUUACCUUCCAGGCUGUUUUCGCUGGCGGCAUCAUGUUGGUGGCGGGAUGGGGAGCCCUGAUCCACGACCGGCAGUGGCUUCAGGUGGUCUACGGCCUGCAUGGUUGCCUGUUCCUGGGCCACUGGUGGCUGCUCGACGAAUCUCCACGCUGGCUGUGGAUGCAGGGCCGUGCCGCCGAGGCGGUGGACAUUGUGGCCAAGGGACUGAGGAUCAACGGUUCGGGAAUACCGGUGGACAAGGAGUACUAUGUACAGAAGGCCAAGCAGCAGCAGGCGGCCACGGAGGAGACCAGUGCUGGAUUGAGUGAUCUCUUCCGCACUCCCAACCUGCGGAUGAAGACCUUGAACGUGUGCCUCUGCUGGUUUGCCAAUUCCAUCGUUUACUACGGACUUUCGCUCAGUUCCGGCAAGAUGGCCGGCAAUCCCUACCUGCUCCUGUUCAUCCUGGGCCUGGUGGAGUUCCCCAGCUACAUAACCAUUGUGUUCGUUCUGGAUCGCCUGGGUCGUCGAUCGAUCACCUCCACCUUGAUGUUGGGUGGUGGCUUGUGCUGCAUUGUGGCCGCUUACAUUGCCCAGGGAAGCAGUGCCUCCACGACCGUGGUGAUGGCAGGAAAGCUCCUCAUCGCCGGAUCCUUUGCUGUCAUCUACAACUACUCGGCGGAACUGUUUCCCACUGUGGUACGAAAUUCUGCCAUGGGCUUGGGAUCCAUGUGUGCCCGUCUGUCGGGAGCGCUCACUCCGCUCAUCUCGUUGCUGGACUCCUUUGAUCCCAGGAUUCCGGCAGUGCUCUUUGGCGUGGUGGCUCUGAUCUCCGGUUUCUGGGUGAUGUUCCUGCCGGAGACCAUGAAUCAGCCCAUGCCCGAGUCCAUCGAGGAUGGCGAGAACUUCGGCAAGGGCGACACUUGGUUCAGCCAGUGCGCCGGUCGCAAGAAGCGCCAGAAUAGCGUCUAUCCCGAUGAUCCCGAGCAAAUGGUUCCGCUCAAGAACAUCGAGAGCAAGUGAAGUUAAAAGCCAAAGACGAUUGUGCAAGUGUCCCGAAUGCAGUUCAAAUUUCUUGUUACCCUGUUUGUCUUGUUAAGAAUUCUACUCUUCUGCCUAGUAGUAAGUUUUAAGAGUUUCUAUCCAUUCCAAGUGAAUAAAGUUAUGCUAAAGUGUGGGGAUAGCCACUUCAGAAGGCUUGAACCAACACUGUGCCACUAUAAGUUGUUUGUAAA
Molecule: messenger RNA, 2131 nt
Organism: Drosophila ficusphila
Lineage: Eukaryota; Metazoa; Arthropoda; Insecta; Diptera; Drosophilidae
Product: organic cation transporter protein
Exons: 3
Coding region: 252-1919 (555 amino acids)
Biological process (GO): transmembrane transport
Cellular component (GO): membrane
Molecular function (GO): transmembrane transporter activity
Source: RefSeq, a predicted model, not a curated record